Suillus subaureus is the source of this 924-nucleotide messenger RNA. RefSeq names its product proteasome complex subunit Rpn13 ubiquitin receptor-domain-containing protein. Gene Ontology annotation, cellular component: cytoplasm; nucleus; proteasome regulatory particle, lid subcomplex. Gene Ontology annotation, biological process: ubiquitin-dependent protein catabolic process. Gene Ontology annotation, molecular function: ubiquitin binding; proteasome binding; endopeptidase activator activity. The transcript is spliced from 5 exons. Bases 1 to 924 code for a protein of 307 amino acids. Lineage: Eukaryota; Fungi; Basidiomycota; Agaricomycetes; Boletales; Suillaceae. The record is from RefSeq and is a predicted model, not a curated record.
AUGUCGGUCGACCUCACUAGUAGUAGUGGCCGAACCAUCCUUGCCUUCAAAGCUGGUCGUGCUUUUCGACGCGCUGGAACCAACUUCGUCGAUGCUUCCCCCACCAAAGGCGCGAUUGUCUUGACCAAUGAGGACGGCCUCAUACACUUCAUGUGGAAAGACCGAACGACAGGGGAAGUCGGCGAGGAUCUAAUCUUGUUUCCUGGUGAUGCAAGGUUGGAAAAGGUCCCACAAAGUAGCUGGGGCAGGACCUAUGUCCUCAAAUUCGAGAGCUCCGACCAAAAGCAUUUCUUCUGGCUGCAGGACUCGUCAACACGCCGCGAUGAGGAAUUCGUGACGAAUUUGAACAGGACCCUCGCCGAUCCUAACAUUAUUGCUAUCUGGGAUAUGCGCAACGUUUACCCAGCAUCGGACGCCUCUACAUCCGCUGCUGGUACAUCCACUUCUCAACCCUCGACAGUACAGCCAACCGUUCCAGCGACCAGUGAUUCCACACCAGCAAGUACCACCCCGGAACAACUCGCGCAACUUCGUGGGAUUGUUAGCUCGAUGACCGGCUUCGCGAGUGAAGAUGAACCUUGGUUGACAGACGUCCUGUCCUCUCAAAAUUUGCUUCAGCUUUUCCAAUCACACCCUGAACUCCUCCCGGCACUCUUCCCUCAUCUUCCACCUGAACUUAUCCCAUCGUCAGACGCUACACCGCAACAGGUGGUAGAGAUAUUGCAGCGUACGACUAAUUCUCCACCUUUCCGCUCGGCUGUGGCCCAGCUUGAUCGGGCACUUCGGACGGGCGCCCUUGGUGAAUUUGUGAGGAGCCUUGGUCUCCCUGAGAGUGCUGCGACGAGUGUUGGCGCGUUCUUAGCUGCCAUCGCUGAACAGGCAAGACAGGAAGGCAGUACUGAAGAACAGAUGGAAGAGGAUUAG